AUGCGUCAGUUCAGCUGGCGGCUAGCCAAACUCACGUUUUCCCUCCACCCUGCACCCAUCAGAGUUCCCCUCAACUCUGAACCCCCACCAGGGUUCAUCUCCAACCCAACCCCCACCAGAGUUCAUCUCCAACCCAACCCCCACCAGAGUUCAACUCCACCCCAACCCCCACCAGAAUUUACCUCCAACCCAACCCCCAACAGAGUUAAUCUCCAACCCAACCCCCACCAGAGUUCAUCUCCAACCCAACCCCCACCAGAGUUCAACUCCACCCCAACCCCCACCAGAGUUUACCUCCAACCCUCACUAGAGUGUACCUCCACCCCAACCCCCACAAGAGUUUACCUCCACCCCAACCCCCACCAGAGUUUACCUCCAACCCAACCCCCACCAGAGUUCAACUCCACCCCAACCCCCACCAGAUUUCACCUCCACCUCAACCCCCACCAGAGUUCAACUCCACCCCAACCCCCACCAGAGUUUACCUCCAACCCAACCCCCACCAGAGUUUACCUCCAACCCAACCCCCACCAGAGUUUACCUCCAACCCAACCCCCACCAGAGUUUACCUCCAACCCAACCCCCACCAGGGUUUACCUCCAACCCAACCCCUACCAGAUUUCACCUCCACCUCAACCCCCACCAGAGUUCAACUCCACCACAACCCCCACCAGAGUUUACCUCCAACCCAACCCCCACCAGAGUUUACCUCCAACCCAACCCCCACCAGAGUUUACCUCCAACCCAACCCCCACCAGGGUUUAA
Messenger RNA from Salvelinus fontinalis (brook trout), 765 nucleotides. RefSeq lists its product as uncharacterized. The transcript is spliced from 2 exons. Bases 1 to 765 code for a protein of 254 amino acids. Lineage: Eukaryota; Metazoa; Chordata; Actinopteri; Salmoniformes; Salmonidae. The record is from RefSeq and is a predicted model, not a curated record.